AUGAUUUUUGUUAUACUCUUAUUUGUUGAAUUUUUGAGUCAUUGCAAUGCACUUCAAGUUGGGAGAAAGGAAGUAUAUGACACAACAUAUCUAUGUGGUAUUUUAAAUACUCUUGGAUAUAGUAUUGAUAUUCAACGUCCUGGGAGAUUAGCUAAAACAUUUCAAUCAUUUAAUAUUGUUUCAAUCACAAGUCCACAAGGAAAUGUAGUAAUGAGUAAUAAAAAAUUAGGUGGGGAUGUUUAUGAAAAAUUAAUAGAAAUAAUUCAUCGAAGUAGUAUUAUCAGAUUAACAACAAAAUCCCGAAAAAAUAAAAAUGGAUUUUCACCAUUAACUGGAAUGACUAUUAAUAACAAAAUUUAUGAUUAUAACUUCCAUGAAAAUUUAUCUUUGUUAGGAGAAUCUUUUAAUGAAAGAAUUAAAUCAUAUUUCGAAUCUCAAAAUAUCCUCCAUUUAUCUCCUUGUAAUGAACUUUUUAAAGAACUCAAAAGCUUCGUUCCUAACAGUUGUCAAGUACAUUUUGUUCAAUACCUUCUACCUUCUUCACAAUUAUCUUUUAUUCCAACUUCAUCAACUCCAUCAUUAAUUUCUCCUACAACAACCUUAGACCAACAACAAGAAUUUCAACCAACAUAUGAAUUGUUGAUUCCAGAUUUCUCCAGACAAGGUUAUUUGGAUUUAGCCCAAAUAAAUAAUUAA
This is a messenger RNA of Entamoeba nuttalli P19, 696 nucleotides long. RefSeq lists its product as hypothetical. NCBI's taxonomy places the organism in Eukaryota, Evosea, Mastigamoebida, Endamoebidae. The record is from RefSeq and is a predicted model, not a curated record. The transcript has a single exon. Bases 1 to 696 code for a protein of 231 amino acids.